AACGGGAGUAGAAAGGCCAAUAGAAACAAGGAGUCAAGAUUGGUAUAACGAGUGCAUUACUGCCCUGCAUAAGCAGUUUUCCUUAUGUUACUUGAUAAGUGUUUCGGUGUUAUUCACCUUUCUAUUAUACCGCUCAAAAAGAAAUGGCGCCGAAUUAUUUCGUGAGGAAAACAAAAAAAUUACACUGCAAAAACCGGUCGAGGUUAGGUAUUUCGUGAAGAAAACAAACCAAACUCUUUUAGUUUAACUUUGCAUCUGUGGUUGUAAUUGAGCUAUCAGAAAUCUUAAUUGUGCUGGGAUACUAAGCAGUUAACUGUACAACAUGUCAUACAAGAAUGUUGUUUAUGUUUCUAAUAUUAGCAUUCACAAAGAGAUGAGAAAAUUGAGUGCUAUAAAAAAUCGGAGCGAAAUCGUAGAUGAGUUGAUUAAAUGCUAUGGAUUGUUUGAUCAUUGCCGGAUAGUUGAAUCUAACAAGUGCUCUCUAGAAGACUUGCUAUUAUUUCACAGUGCAGAUUAUAUUCAAUGUCUGAAACGAUACAACGACAUAGAGAAUACCGAUGAUGUGACUGACGAAUUGCAGGAGUUCGGCAUCGCAUACGAUUGUCCUCUGAUCGAGAAUAUUUACGAGUUUGUUUCAACGAUAGCGGGGAGCACAAUUGCAGCGGUGAAUGCAAUAUUGGAUGGAGCAUUAAUUUCAAUUAAUUGGCAUGGAGGUUGGCAUCACGCUCAGAGGGAUAGUGCUGCAGGAUUUUGCUACGUGAAUGACGUAGUAAUAGCAGUACAACAGCUACGAACUAAAUUUCAAAAGGUGCUAUAUUUGGAUUUGGAUGUACAUCAUGGUGACGGCGUAGAAAGCGCCUUCUCCUUCAGCAAAUAUGUGAUGACAGUUUCGUUCCACCUGCACGAGCCUGGGUAUUUCCCUGGAACAGGAAACAUAUCCGAAAUAGGUUUUGGCAGUGGCAAAGGUUACACAAUUAAUGCGCCAUAUGCGCGAAACAUUUCAGGCGAACUGUUUGUGACCUAUUUUGAACAAAUAGCGUCAGCUGUAUUCGAUGCAUUUCAGCCUAACGUUUGCAUUGUUCAGUGUGGAGGUGACAUUAUUGCUGGAGACCGCUUAGGUGGAGCAAAUGUACUGCCAAAGGAUUGCAAAAGCUGUAUCAAGAAGAUAAUAGACUGGCGAAUACCAACCUUAUUACUGGGCGGCGGUGGUUACAACAUUAACACUGCAAAAUAUUGGACUGAAUUAACUGCGUGUAUUUUGGACGUAGAAAUUGCAAGGGAUAUUCCCGAUAAUAAGUAUUUUCUGCAUUACGGACCAGAUUUCGUUCUCGACGUAUACCCAACCAAUUCAGAAGAUAGAAACACUUCUCAGGAUCUAACAACUAAUGUGUUUAUUAUAAAAGAUAACCUUAAACGAUACGUGAUGAGCUCAUCUUCAAUAAAAUGAUUACUUAAAAAUCGCAAAUAAAAUAUUUUUGGAAUUAUCUCACA
This is a messenger RNA of Topomyia yanbarensis, 1491 nucleotides long. RefSeq names its product histone deacetylase 8-like. The transcript is spliced from 7 exons. The record is from RefSeq and is a predicted model, not a curated record. Bases 323 to 1447 code for a protein of 374 amino acids. NCBI's taxonomy places the organism in Eukaryota, Metazoa, Arthropoda, Insecta, Diptera, Culicidae. Gene Ontology annotation, molecular function: histone deacetylase activity.